Messenger RNA from Phytophthora sojae, 680 nucleotides. RefSeq lists its product as hypothetical. Gene Ontology annotation, cellular component: endoplasmic reticulum membrane; intracellular membrane-bounded organelle. The record is from RefSeq and is a predicted model, not a curated record. The transcript is spliced from 5 exons. NCBI's taxonomy places the organism in Eukaryota, Oomycota, Peronosporomycetes, Peronosporales, Peronosporaceae. Gene Ontology annotation, biological process: protein N-linked glycosylation; lipid biosynthetic process. Bases 1 to 654 code for a protein of 217 amino acids. Gene Ontology annotation, molecular function: dolichyldiphosphatase activity.
AUGGAGGCUAAGACCGUGCAGGAGUUCGAGCUCACGUGGGUCGUGUACGACCCGACGGACCCGCUGGGCGCCACGCUAGCGCUCUUCACGCUGUCCCCCAUCUUUUUGGUGAUUGUGUACCUCACCGUCGUGACCUCGCAGCGGGACCUGGACAGCAUCAGCAUGCUCGUGGGGCAGUUGAUCAGCGUCGUGUUCAACAAGGUGCUGAAGAAGCUCAUCAACCAACCGCGACCGGAGGGCGCGUACAUGGCCGGACCGGGCAUGCCGUCCGCGCACUCCCAGUUCAUGGGAUUCUUUGCAGCCUACACGGUGAUCUACACGUGGAAGAGGAUCAACUUGCGCCGACGACUGGAGCAGUGGUUCACUAUCCUCAGCGUUGUAGCCAUCUCCGUCUUGACGUGCUACUCGCGUAUCCACCUGAACUACCACUCCACCGACCAAGUGCUUGUCGGUGCCGGUGUCGGUGUGCUCACUGGUGUGGCUUGGUACAUUUUCGUCGCCUUGGUCUCUCCGUGGCUGUUCCCGGUGGUGGCCGAGUCGCGCCUCGCCAAGUUUUUUUACGUGCGUGAUGUCUCGCACAUUCCCGACCUGACGGUCUACCAACACGAAACCUGCAACAAGGCUGCUGCUUCUCCUAAGAAGAAGUCUCAGUAGCUGCAGGGAGCUCCUUCGCACGCACG